ACAAAAAAAAAAAAAAAAUAAAAAGGAAAAUUUAAAAAAUUAAAAAUAAUAAAUUAAUAAUUUUUGUUAGAUAUCAUACAUAUAUAUAUACAUUUUUACAUUUUUACAUUAUAAAUUGAUAAAUAUGCGUUCGCUGGCGAAAACUAAACCAACACUUUCAGAUGUUCUCAAUAAUGAAACAUCAUAUCCAUAUUCAUUAGAUGAUUUUGCAACAUUCUUGGAUCAAACAUUUUGUUUGGAAAAUUUAGAAUUUUAUUUAGCAGUUAAAAGAUAUCGAUAUUAUGCAUCAAAUUAUUUCAAUUCCAAUAAUUCCGCCACAUCACUUUUAAUGUCAGACAUUACCGAUAUACCAGAAGUUCCAGAAGAUUAUUAUUUUGAUGACGCUUCAUUACGUGGGGAUACCCCAGCUCAUAUGGAAUUUCUUAAACAAAAACUUGUUGAUAUAAUUACUACAUUUAUUUUACCAAAUUCACCAAAAGAAAUCAAUAUUCUUUCAGUAACAAGAGAUGAUUUAUUAACUAAUGUUUUUCAAUAUAAUAAUUAUCAUCCUUCAAUACUUGACCCUGUUAGGAAUCAAGUAUAUGAAUUGAUGCAAGCAAGUAGUUUCAAUCAAUUCUUACUUGAAGCUGGAAAUACUGAAUUAAGAAUGUCGAGUGAAGAAAGUGAAGGUGUAGAUUCUGAUUAUUCUUCUUCUUCUUCAUCCGGUGUUAAUUUUCGUGGAAUUACUCGUUCAACAAAUAAAAAUAAUCGUACCAAACAAACUUUUGGUGCCGGUUUAAAACAAAAAUAUAGGAAAUUGAUUAAAACAACUUCCUCAAAAAUUAACGGAAAUAAUUGAAUUCAAAUUAUUGAAUAAUUACAUUUUUUUAUUUUCGGAUUUUGGAAUUUUGGAAUUUGAAACAAUUUUUUUUUUUUUUUUGCAUUUUUUCUCAUAUUUUCUCAUAAAAAACAAACAUUUUUUUUGUAAUAUAACACACACACGUUAAAUAGAAUAUAGACUUGUUUGAAUUUUUUUUUUUUUGUACAAAAAUAUAUAACUUUAUAGAAUUUGCAAAGGACUUUUUUUUCUUUUUUUCU
Rhizophagus irregularis DAOM 181602=DAOM 197198 is the source of this 1077-nucleotide messenger RNA. RefSeq lists its product as uncharacterized. The record is from RefSeq and is a predicted model, not a curated record. NCBI's taxonomy places the organism in Eukaryota, Fungi, Glomeromycota, Glomeromycetes, Glomerales, Glomeraceae.